ACUUGUUAAAACGAAGACGAUAAUCAGACAAUCAUGGCUUUUGUAAGCUUUGAAAAGAAACAAAUUUUUAUUUUUCUAUUAUUAUGGUUGGGAGCUGAAAGUGCAAGGCCUCGUCCACGCAUAGUUGGUGGAAAUUUUGCCCAUGAAGGACAAUUUCCUCACCAGGUAUCUUUACUGGUGAAUAAUAGACAUCAUUGUGGUGGUUCCAUAAUCUCGGAACGUUAUGUAAUAACAGCAGCCCAUUGUGUGACCAAUGGAAAUCCACCUCAUCCCAUUCCUUUGGACAUUUUGGAGGUUAGAGCUGGCAGUACAUCCUACAAUUCCGGUGGCCAACUUGUGGGAGUAGAGGAGUUAAAAGUUCAUCCUUCGUUUAACGAAUUCGACAACGACAUUGCCUUGAUCAAAUUAGCCGAAUCCUUGGAAAUGAAUGAAGAUGUGGCCAGCAUUCCUUUAGCCACUCAGAAUCCCCCCUCUGGCGUCAACGUUUCUACCUCUGGUUGGGGUCGCACUAGCUACGAUGGACCGCUAUCAACUCGUCUGAAAUUUAACACCCUUGUAUCUCUUGACCGUCGCGAUUGUAGUCUCUGGGCCGCUGACUAUGUACCCGAAAAGGUCUUUUGCGUGGUUGGCUCUGCAGCUAAUGGAGUUUGCCGCGGCGAUUCAGGUGGCCCUGCUGUCUAUCAAAAUGAAUUGGUGGGUGUUACCAACUAUGUCCAGGGCGGAUGUGGUUACUAUCCUGAUGGGUUUGCCAGUGUGGCCGAACAUCUUGAUUGGUUGAGAGAAAAUUCACGCGAUUAAUUUUAAUUUACAUAGUAAAUAAGAAUUGAAAGUAUUAACAAAAUAAAAAAAA
Molecule: messenger RNA, 850 nt
Organism: Stomoxys calcitrans (stable fly)
Lineage: Eukaryota; Metazoa; Arthropoda; Insecta; Diptera; Muscidae
Product: serine protease SP24D
Exons: 2
Coding region: 34-798 (254 amino acids)
Biological process (GO): proteolysis
Molecular function (GO): serine-type endopeptidase activity
Source: RefSeq, a predicted model, not a curated record